Messenger RNA from Cottoperca gobio, 1597 nucleotides. It is a transcript of the gene rfc3, whose product is annotated as replication factor C (activator 1) 3. Bases 161 to 1231 code for a protein of 356 amino acids. The transcript has 9 exons. Gene Ontology annotation, biological process: DNA-templated DNA replication; DNA repair. The record is from RefSeq and is a predicted model, not a curated record. Lineage: Eukaryota; Metazoa; Chordata; Actinopteri; Perciformes; Bovichtidae. Gene Ontology annotation, molecular function: ATP hydrolysis activity; DNA clamp loader activity; DNA binding. Gene Ontology annotation, cellular component: DNA replication factor C complex; nucleus.
CGCCUUUAGCAGUUUUGACCCCUUCGACUCUCCGUAGCACAAGAGGAAGUAGAAGCAGCGCGGGUUGCGUAUGAACAAUAUUUCGCGGGAGAGUAAGUUAACUAGAGCCAGGCUGUCUGCUGUCAACACAGACAAUAACAGUUACUGAAUUCAUAACGAAAUGAGUUUGUGGGUGGACAAAUAUCGACCGACUUCCCUCGGGAAACUCGACUAUCAUAAAACCCAAGCGACACAGCUGAAGAACCUGGUUCAAUGUGGCGACUUCCCUCACUUGUUGGUGUAUGGGCCAUCAGGCGCGGGGAAGAAGACCCGCAUCAUGUGUCUGCUGAGGGAGCUGUAUGGAGCUGGGGUGGAAAAGCUCCGCAUAGAGCACCACACCAUCGUGGCUCCCUCAAAGAAGAAAAUUGAGAUUAACACAAUAGCAAGUAACUACCACUUGGAAGUCAACCCAAGUGAUGCUGGAAACCAGGACCGUGUGGUGAUUCAAGAGCUGAUUAAAACUGUGGCUCAGUCUCAGCAGAUCCAGACAAGCACCCAGAGAGAGUUCAAAGUGGUGUUAUUAACCGAGGUGGACAGACUGACGAAGGAUGCCCAGCAUGCUUUGCGUCGGACAAUGGAAAAAUACAUGUCCACCUGCCGUCUCAUCCUUUGCUCUACCUCCACCUCCAAAGUCAUUGAUCCAAUUCGGAGCCGUUGUCUGGCUAUCAGAGUUCCUCUGCCGAGCACCGAAGAGGUCUGUAAUGUUUUGACAUCAAUCUGUAAAAAAGAGGGUCUGCUCCUCCCACCUGAACUGGCCAAACAUAUCACUGAGAAGUCUGGUCGCAACCUCCGCAAAGCGCUUUUGAUGUGUGAAGCCUGCAGAGUGCAGCAGUAUCCGUUCUCGGCAGACCAGGACGUCCCGGAGACGGACUGGGAGGUCUACCUCAGAGAAACCGCUAAUGCCAUCGUCAGCCAGCAGAGCCCUCAGAGGUUGUUGGAGGUUCGAGCCAGGCUGUACGAGCUGCUGACUCACUGCAUCCCUCCUGAUAUCAUCAUGAAGGGUCUGGUAACGGAGUUGUUGAGUAACUGUGAUGGCCAGCUGAAGACAGAGGUGGCUCAAAUGGCAGCCUACUACGAACACAGACUGCAGCUGGGCAACAAAGCUAUCUACCACCUUGAGGCCUUCACUGCCAAGUUCAUGGCCAUCUACAAGAAAUUCAUGGAAGACGGUCUGGAUGCCAUGAUGUUUUGAUCGUGAAUGGACCUCAAUACAGAUACUUUUCUUGACCCCAGUUCAACAGCCCUCGUUGACAUCCCGAUAUCUUGCCCCAGUGGACUUGAUGCAUGCGUGAUGGUGACAUUGACGAAACGCCGUCUUACAGUUUGUGGCUUUAUUUCAGAGAUUGUUACCCAAAACCUCAGCACUGUUCAAUGUGUGUAAACCUUGAACCUUCUCUCUAGUGGUGUAAAAUAAUCCAAACAGCAGUUUUGACAGUAGCCGGCAAUUAUUUGUAUUAAAAUAUGCUGCAAUCGCAAGAGAUGUUUUCUUAAAAAUCUGCAUCAGAACAUUAAAAUGAAUUGCUUUGUUUAUUAAAAUAAAGUUUGGUGUUGCUCUCUG